AUGGUGGGCACAUCCAACCACAGCGACGCAGCUAUGCGCAGCUCCGCUGUCACCACCGUCAUCAUCAUCGCCAUGGACCGCACAGCCGACACCACACCCGGCCGACACCAGCUCCAAUCUGGCGUGAGGAACACAUUGCACAUGUCAGUCGCUCUGACGAAGAGCGUUGAGGAGGCGCAUGAAGCGGUGGAACUAACGACGAUGACGAUGACGAGUGAUGAAGGUGAGAGGGCGACUGAGAUGGUCAUGCAUCCCGCUUCCAUCCAACCAACCAAGCAGCCAAGCGAGCGAGCAAAGGACACGGCGUGGCAAGGGGCCGUUUGUUUUCACCGUUUCCACCACCAGCAGCAGCAACAACAGCUGAUGUGUGGCUGCAUUGUGGAUGAACGGGCCAUCUGUCUAUCGUCCAUCUCCACCUCCCUCGUCGUCGUCACUGGUCACCAACAGCAGCGGCUGCUGCCAUGGAUCCUGAUUGAUGUGAUGUGCGUCGAUGUGCCGUCGCCUCGCGCGACGACGAUGAUGGUGGUGGUGACCCUCAUGACACGACCAGAGCGAUACACGCACACACGAAUGUGCCAGAAAAGAAGGCGCAAGCCUUCACCAUGCGAUGUGGUGCUGUUGAGGCGUGAUCGAGACAGCGGCCAACACAG
Messenger RNA from Salpingoeca rosetta, 650 nucleotides. RefSeq lists its product as uncharacterized. The record is from RefSeq and is a predicted model, not a curated record. Lineage: Eukaryota; Choanoflagellata; Craspedida; Salpingoecidae. The transcript is spliced from 8 exons. The annotation marks the transcript as partial.